Aspergillus wentii DTO 134E9 is the source of this 2834-nucleotide messenger RNA. It is a transcript of the gene chsD, whose product is annotated as chitin synthase D. The transcript has 3 exons. Lineage: Eukaryota; Fungi; Ascomycota; Eurotiomycetes; Eurotiales; Aspergillaceae. Bases 18 to 2378 code for a protein of 786 amino acids. The record is from RefSeq and is a predicted model, not a curated record. Gene Ontology annotation, cellular component: cell periphery; cell septum. Gene Ontology annotation, molecular function: chitin synthase activity.
GGAGAGGACGCUCGACUAUGACAGAGAACAAUGAUUCAGCCGCGCAGGCAAUAUGGCCAGUCAAAGAUAUCAUCUAUGUGUCUAUCAUAGGGCCUGUUAUGGUAGCAGCUUUCCUUGAAUGGAUUCUUUGGCUCGCCGCAUUCUUGUACUGUCUAGUGAAAGUCUUUCAGAAAGCGGAUCACUGGAGUAUAAGGGUCCUUGCUGUUAUCAUGAUGGCUCUUUUCUCCUUUUUCAGAGGGAUCUUUCUUCCCGUCAUGGUCGUAACCUUACCGCUACCAGUGCAGUUGACACGGCAUUUUCCCGAGCGAGUCGUUUCCUUCCUCCAAUGGUUUGCAUUUUGGUCAUUCUCCGUGCUUCUCAUUGUACCGUGGCUGUUUUGCGUCCACAGGCUUGUCACCAACUCUCUGGGCAGGACAAAAAGGGUAAAACAGGUCCUUGACGACCGCACUGCCCCAAAAACUGUCAUUGUUAUGCCGGUUUACAAGGAGGAUCCAGCAGUCUUGAUAAAAGCGAUCGAUUCGGUGGUCGAUUGUGAUUACCCACCAUACUGCAUCCAUGUGUUCUUAUCAUACGAUGGCGGUGUCGUUGAUGAGCCCUACCUUCGAGUUAUUCAUCAUCUUGGGAUCCCGAUAUCGUUGAAAAGUUACCCACAAAGCAUAGAUGUCAUAUACAAAAGCGCCAGGAUCACAAUUUCGCGGUUCAAGCAUGGAGGUAAACGACACUGCCAGAAGCAAACCUUCAAGUUGAUUGACAAGGUAUACGCUGAAUACAUCAAGCGUCAUGAUGAUCUUUUUGUACUGUUUAUCGACUCCGACUGCAUUCUUGAUAGGGUGUGUCUGCAGAAUUUCAUGUACGAUAUGGAACUCAAGCCAGGCAGCAAGCACAACAUGCUCGCAAUGACAGGGGUUAUCACAUCCACUACUGAGAAGAACUCUCUUAUUACGGUUCUACAGGAUAUGGAGUACAUCCAUGGGCAGCUUUUUGAACGUUCCGUGGAAUCUGGCUGUGGCGCUGUAACUUGUCUUCCAGGAGCCCUAACAAUGCUUCGGUUCUCUGCUUUUCGAAAAAUGGCCAAAUACUACUUUGCAGAUAAGGCCGAGCAAUGCGAAGAUCUAUUCGACUAUGGAAAAUGCCACUUGGGAGAAGACCGCUGGCUCACACAUCUGUUCAUGAUCGGAGCUAAAGAGCGCUACCAGAUCCAGAUGUGCACAAGCGCAUUUUGCAAAACAGAAGCAGUCCAGACGUUUAAAAGUCUAUUGAAACAACGACGUCGAUGGUUUCUCGGUUUUAUCACCAACGAAGUCUGCAUGUUGACGGACAUCAGAUUAUGGAGGCGAUACCCCCUCCUGUGUAUGGUUCGCUUCAUGCAGAACACGAUCCGGACAACUGCCUUGCUCUUUUUCAUAAUGGUCAUUUCAAUAAUUACGACAUCCAAUAAGAUUGAUAACCUCCCCGUUGGCUUCAUUGCGGUAUCGCUUGGUCUUAAUUAUUUCCUCAUGUUCUAUUUUGGGGCAAAGCUCAAGCGAUUCAAGGCGUGGCUGUACCCUCUGAUGUUCAUUUUGAACCCAUUCUUCAAUUGGCUCUACAUGGUGUAUGGUAUUUUCACUGCAGGACAACGUACAUGGGGAGGACCCAGGGCCGACGCGGCAGCAGCAGAUUCUCACACCACGCCAGAAGAAGCUGUAGAACAAGCAAGGGCUCAAGGUGACGAACUCAAUGUCAAUGUAGACACUUUUCGAACAAAUUUCGAUGACAAAGGAGUUCCAGUCCACCCGUCGGAAAAGAUUGAGGGUCGGUUUUCUGUUCCAGAGCAGCGCCCUGAUGGAAUUUAUAUGAAUAACGAUUCUGGAGCUACUCUAUCUCAAAUGGCGGUUCCGCUUCCAGACAUUCCUCGGAUUCAUCUGCACCCACGUUACUCUUCCGAUUCGGUAGUAACAACGGACUCGGGCACAAACUCGGUUUCCAUGCCGCACUAUGUGGAGAACCUAAUGAGUGAGGAGGAUCAGAAGAAGCUUUUACUCGCUCGUCAAUCGCGAGGAUCAGGUUUUUUUGGACAGGGGGCGAGCACUGAAGGCACCCAAGUCUUGCAGCAAAGCGACAACCAUGCACCUUGGACUCAGAACUUGAACCCACCGCUACGUGAUCAAGGGCUGCAGUCAGGAACGGCAGUGUUGGCGGAGAAUAUUAGCCCCAACCCUCUUUCGUCGAAUCAACUGGGGUCAGAACCACAUCAUGCAUUGUUAUCAUCUCGCAACGAUCCGCCUGAAUGUGGUCCAGUGACGGGGAAUCUUCAGGGAGUGCAGGGAAUUCGCCAGAAGCUUCAAAAGAGGCUCUCUAGCCAGCCGAAGCGGCUAGAAAAGCCCGAGAACAUGGUCUGAGAGACAGGCCCACUAAAGCCAUUAGGGGUUUGGUACGUUUAUCAACAACUAUUACGAUUCUCAUUAUCAAAUUGGGCUAGGGGAGUUCUGGCAGGCUUUAUUUUCUUUCCAAAAGUCACUCGUUUUAUUUUGGUGAUGGGAUUCAUGAUAGUAGUUAGUGGCGUAAGCGCGAGUGUCAUUCCCUAUUCUUUAGCGAUGUUUGUCAGGAGUGGGCAAAGCAAUAUGUAGUUCCUGUGAACUAGCUUAAUAAAGCAUAAAAAUCCAAGCGAUCGUUACAUAUGCAAGAUAGGGUCAGGAGAAAUCAUCAUCAUGAUCAUCAUCGUCUAGCCAGACCUGGUGAUAACUUCAUUUAUCGAUAAGUGACCCCGCCUAAAGCGAUGGGGUUCUGCCAAGGUAUGACGCCAGGCGGUGAAGGCGGGAGAAAUCGAGGAAAAGCCCAGAAGGUUCGACGACAAC